UGUCAGUUGACGUUUUCUCCCAUUCGCUUGCCUUUCCAGGGGAACUCGGGUCCUCUGCUGCGGCAGAGGCACUGGCAGCCACCUCCUUGAGACCUGCUUGCGCACCAUCUAAGAGCUGGUAGCUGCAGAUGCUGAGUCAGCUUGUACCAUUUAGAGUUAAGAAGCCAGACAUUGGGAAGCCAUGGGCCGGGCGCGCAGGCCUCCACCUGGGCAGCACAGGCAUUGUGAGGGAUGCAUCAACCGCCACUGCCAUGUUCCAGUGGAGCCCAGCGUCUCCUGCCCGGUGAUAAGCUGCCACCUGCUCUGUGGCGCUACCUUCCACAUGUGCAAAGAGGCAGAGCACGCGCUCCUCUGCCCUCUAGAGCAGGUUCCCUGCCUCAACUCCGAGUAUGGCUGCCCGCUCUCCAUGGCCCGCCACAAGCUGGCUAAGCAUCUGCAGGUGUGCCCCGCCAGCGUGGUCUGCUGCUCCAUGGAAUGGAACCGCUGGCCCAAUGUGGACUCCGAAACCGUCCUUCAUGAGAACAUCAUGAAAGAGACCCCCAACGAGGAGUGUUUGGACACAGCCCUGGCCCUCCAGGACCAGAACAUUCUCUUCCGGUCCUUGAAAAUGGUAGACCUUUUCCCAGAAACCAGAGAUGCCGCCGAGGAGCCAGCCAUGAAUGGUGACACCAGUUGGGAAGAGAGUGGAGGCGCGGUGGGAGGAGUGGAGACCAGGCCAGGACCACACUGUUGUCUGCCAGCAGCCAACGGGCCAGUGAUGGAACUCAGUCAGGAGGAACGAGAUGCCCUGGCAAAAACCAAAGAAGGAAUGGAUUUGGCCAAGUUUGGCGAGUGGGAAAGCAUGUUCAGCAAGGAGCACUCAGCCUCGGUUUUAACAGGUUCCUCGGGGAAGAGAGAAGACAAGGUUGACCGGAAAGAGCAGUGUCCCGGUGAUGGUAGCACGCGUGAUGCAGAGGACUCGCCCGGAGGGAGAGAAGCACAGGAAAGCCGGAAGCCCCAGGAUCUUCCUGUUGCCAUGGAGAUGACAGGACUUGCCCCCUGGCAGGAUGGUGUUCUGGAAAGACUGAAAACAGCCGUAGAUGCCAAAGACUACAACAUGUAUCUGGUGCACAACGGGCGCAUGCUCAUCCACUUCGGGCAGAUGCCUGCUUGUACGCCCAAGGAGAGGGACUUUGUUUACGGCAACCUCGAGGCUCAAGAAGUGAAAACGGUUUACACCUUCAAAAUUCCUGUGAGCUACUGCGGGAAGCGAGCCCGCCUGGGAGAUGCCAUGUUGAGGUGCAGGCCAAGUGAGCACAAGGCGGUGGACACUUCCGAUUUGGGCGUCUGUGUGGAGGACCUGCCCAAAUCCGAUCUCAUCAAGACCACCCUCCAGUGUGCUUUGGAAAGGGAACUCAAAGGCCACGUCAUCUCUGAAUCCAGGAGCAUCGACGGGCUCUUUAUGGACCUUGCCACCCAAACGUACAACUUUGAGCCAGAGCAGUUUUCCUCAGAGACGGUGUUGGCUGAUGUCCUAGGCACUGCCCAGCCUGGGGGCCUGCACGUGGAGCUCCACAGUGAGUGCGUGACCCGGAGGCACAAUAAGAGCAGCUCAGCCUUCACUUUCACCUGCAACAAAUUCUUCCGGAGAGAUGAAUUUCCCCUGCACUUCAAGAACGUCCACACAGACAUUCAGUCGUGUCUCAAUGGCUGGUUCCAGCAUCGAUGCCCUCUCGCCUACUUGGGAUGUACAUUUGUCCAAAACCACUUCCGGCCCCCUGGACAGAAAGCAAAAGUGAUCUAUAGCCAGGAGCUGAAGACCUUUGCCAUCAAGCCAGAGGUGGCUCCGGAGCUGAGUGAGGGGUGGAAGAGCGACCCGCUCUCAGGCCAUGGUAGGAAAAGCCUGAAUUCUCUAACCAGCCUGCCGCUGGAGGUUUUGCAAUACAUUGCUGGGUUUCUGGACAGCAUCAGCCUAGCCCAGCUCUCCCAGGUGUCGGUGCUGAUGAGGAACAUCUGUGCCACUUUGUUACAAGAGAGAGGGAUGGUCCUCUUGCAGUGGAAGAAGAAGAGAUAUUCUCACGGAGGCACCUCCUGGAAAGUCCAUAGUCAGAUCUGGCAGUUCAGCAGCCUCUUCUCCAAAAUCAAGAGCUGGGAGUUUAAUGAAGUCACCUCCAUGUCUGAACACCUGAAAGCCUGUCCUUUCAACAUCGUGGAGCAUAAGACUGAACCAAUUCGUUUGACCAGCAUGUGUCAGCCCCAAGAGCAGGCCCGGGAGAGCUUGGUGUCCACAUUUAGGGCCCGACCACGGGGUAGAUACACCUAAAUAUUUGCACAGCCCUGCUCCUGGCUUCUCAGGGUUAGUGAAAUUAGGACAGUACGGUUUGAGGACACCCCUCAUAUCUGCUUCACUGGGUCUGAGAAUGUGUGAAGUCCUUCAGGCCUCAGCAACUACCCUAGGACACUAGUUUUCUGAGCUAUGGCUUGUAAGAUAGUGCCACAUUUUUGCCUUAUCUUAGUUCUUUCCUCUUUUCAUUUCCUAAAAUAGAUCUGUCUGGGAGAAAAUAAGUAACUUAAGGCCAUUUGAAAAAAAUGAACCCAAGUCCUUAGGUCAACUAAGAGAACCAGGAAAUUCUGUAACUAGCAUAGACUAGUGAUUCUACACUGAGCUGUCUAGUUUACAAACCACCUGCAAGUUUUUGGAGCAGGCACUAGAGGGAUAGAGUCUGAGGGGCAGGGGUAUCCCAGGUGGAGGGAACUCGUCUGGAAGGUUCUAGAGUGUGGUCUUCCCUGACAGUUAAGGGCUCUUUUAGGCCCCCUACAGCAUCAAAGCCCAGAUGCUUCCAACACAACCCAACAGAACGGACCACACUGGGUAAGCAUAGCAGUUUCAAGGACACCACAGGCCAAAGCCCAACAGUCCGUUGUGUAGAGUCUUGGCAACACAAAGAAAGUAAGUCCUUAAAAGUGAAGGAAAGGUCAAAGAUCUCCAGGAACAAAGCAGCUCCUGGUUGAGAGCCACUGUCCUGAAGGUGGUUACACCAGCAACACCAAGCUAGGAUGUGCUCCCCUUUUGGUGUGCCAAAUCAGAUCUCACAGAGCUAUCCAGUGCUCCCCUUUUAGUGUGCCAAAUCAGAUCUCACAGAGCUAUCCAGUGGCCAUAAUUCAACGCGACUCUUACUUGUUUACAAAAUGGCUUUUAAACAUGUGAUGAUGCUAAAUUGAGAACCAGAUGGAGCUGAUCUCCCCAAUAUGGUUUUGGGCCACCAGUGUAAGAAUAUAUCCUCCCUCCCUGGCCUCUUUGGGGAUACCUGAAACCAGGAAAGUAAUUUAUCUUAGAUUAAGUUACUCUUCCCUUAUUUGGUGCCAUUUCCCAGCAAUCUUAGAAGUUCUCAUGCUAAUGAAAAACAAGGAAAGGGAGGCAGGCAUCACUGGGAACCAGCCAGCCAAGAAUUCAAAUCACGAAGGAGUCUCGCCAAUCUGUGAGCUGCUUGUCUGGGCAUCCGCCUCUCUGACCAUGGUUCCCAGCUUGUGCAGACGAAGAAGCUGGUGCGGAUGAAGAAGCUGGUGCAGACGAAGAAGCUGGUGUGAAUGAAGAAGCUGGUGUGGAUGAAGAAGCUGGUGUGGAUGAAGAAGCUGGUGCGGAUGAAGAAGCUGGUGCAGAUGAAGAAGCUGGUGCAGAGGAAGAAGCUGGUGCCUCUGCACGGCGUCAGGAAGGCAGCAGAGCGAGCCCAGACUGAAAGCGUGCUCACUUUUCACAUCUUCCUCUCACACUAUUGUUAACACCAUGCUAUGAUACCCCAUCUUUACAGCUUGGUUUGUAUUUCACCACGCUUUUUGUAUGUGUGUGUGUGACUUGUCAUUUUCUAAAACUGUAUCUAGAGUGUUCUCUAAGAUUUUGUUCAGUGAAGAGGAAUAACUUAAAAAAAGCUAAACAAUGUCGUAGGCUGAAAGAAAUUGAGUUCUUCAGGCCUCGGUUCUGACUUCUUCCCCUAGUGGAAUGGAGUUCUCAGAGCCCUCUCAGGGUUUCUUAUUAGAGAAAGAGAGAACUACAGACCACAGAAGCAAGCCCAGGACUCUAGUUACAUGGGCCAGGAGCUGCAGAGAGACAGAGAAGCCACAGGGCUCUGCCUCCAUAAGCCGCACUGCUGGGGGCAACCUGGCCGAGGAGAGCCACCCCUGCCCCACACACACCUGAUUGGGGUGUGGCUACUUAGUCACACUUUCCUCCAUCAAUUCCCAUCUCAGAGCAGCCCUGAGAUGAUUGACAUCUUCAAACAUUUUAUAAGGGAAUUCAUUGUGUAUGUUAAAGGAAACCAAGAUUUCCCCUGUGGUAUUCCCCGGUCCCUGGAGAUACGCUCACUUUGUGGGAGGGCAGCCAUGGCGAAAGGGACCUUCUCAGAGGCCCUGGGCUUGGUGGAUGAUUGGAUGGAGGAAACUGCAGAGAACAGUAUGAGCAGCGGGUCCCCUGUGACAGAAGCAAGGCAUUGCCAUGUGGCUUCAGUUUAAGCAGCAGGUGAGGAGAAUGAGGAUGGAUGUAUUGCAAGCACAGAGCCUAGACAGGAAGCCACCCAUGAGCGGGGCGCUUUGAUGACCAUCACCCUCAGGAAAGGCAACCUAGAGGUGGAAAGCCGCUGAAUGUGGAGCAGGGAGGCUAUAGAACUGAGCCGCACAUGACCUCAGCAGCUUAGGGACUUGAGAAGGAAGCUUGCCUUACCAGGAAGGGUCAAAUGGGAAGCAAGGUAGGUUUAAAGCAACAAUGUUGUACAAGUCUAACAUGUGUGUGAUGCCAAAUCCAACUGAAAUGGAGAACACAGCUUUAUGUAUCUAUGCUGACUUAUCUCUGCAUCAGCAACCCCAGCGUGCCUCUAAUGGGAAAUAAAAGUUGCUUUGCACUCUAAAA
This is a messenger RNA of Peromyscus leucopus (white-footed mouse), 4879 nucleotides long. It is a transcript of the gene Fbxo40, whose product is annotated as F-box protein 40. The record is from RefSeq and is a predicted model, not a curated record. Lineage: Eukaryota; Metazoa; Chordata; Mammalia; Rodentia; Cricetidae. Gene Ontology annotation, cellular component: cytoplasm. Gene Ontology annotation, molecular function: ubiquitin protein ligase activity; zinc ion binding; protein binding.